AUGAUUGGGAUUGGUUGCAGUAACAUUUAUUACAUAAACGAUCACUUGGACAAGAGAACAUGGACUUAUAUAUUCGGCGCGUGUUGUGCAACCACUGUGUUCAUACCGUCGUUUCAUAACUACCGAAUCUGGUCAUUCCUCGGCUUGGGUAUGACCACUUACACCGCCUGGUACUUAGCCAUCGCCUCCAUUAUCCAUGGCCAGACCGAAGGUGUGAAGCACACAGGUCCAACGAAGCUAGUGCUUUAUUUUACCGGAGCUACCAAUAUCCUGUAUACCUUUGGUGGUCACGCUGUUACUGUUGAGAUCAUGCAUGCAAUGUGGAAACCACAAAAGUUCAAGUACAUUUACUUGAUGGCGACGUUAUACGUUUUCACACUAACGAUUCCGUCAGCUUCCGCCGUUUACUGGGCCUUCGGAGAUGCACUUCUCGACCAUUCCAACGCGUUCUCUCUUCUCCCCAAGAACGCAUGGCGUGACGCUGCCGUUAUCCUCAUGCUCAUUCACCAGUUUAUAACGUUCGGAUUCGCUUGUACCCCGCUUUACUUUGUGUGGGAGAAAGUGAUAGGGAUGCAUGACACAAAGAGCAUUUGCUUGAGGGCUUUAGCUAGAUUGCCUGUGGUUAUACCGAUAUGGUUCUUAGCUAUUAUCUUCCCAUUCUUCGGUCCAAUCAACUCAGCCGUUGGUGCUCUUCUGGUUAGCUUCACGGUCUAUAUCAUUCCCUCUCUGGCUCACAUGCUCACUUACCGAUCUGCCUCCGCUCGUCAGAAUGCGGCGGAGAAGCCACCGUUCUUCUUGCCAAGCUGGACGGCGAUGUACGUGUUGAACGCUUUCGUGGUGAUUUGGGUUCUAAUAGUUGGAUUCGGGUUCGGUGGAUGGGCUAGUGUUACCAACUUUGUUCGUCAAGUUGAUACUUUUGGUCUCUUUGCUAAGUGUUACCAAUGUAAAUCACCGGUUCCAGCUGCAGCCACUGCGCACGCUCCAGUCUCCGCUUUACACCACCACCUUUGA
This is a messenger RNA of Eruca vesicaria subsp. sativa (arugula), 1011 nucleotides long. The record is from the annotation of a GenBank genome assembly. Lineage: Eukaryota; Viridiplantae; Streptophyta; Magnoliopsida; Brassicales; Brassicaceae.